AUGGUAAAUUUAGUACGUGGAACCAGGGAGGGAAGCAGCCAGCAUUUCCCCCGAUCACCGGUUGCAUCGAAACCAGCCACAACAUCGGCAAAGGCGGACGGCAGAAGACAGCCACUACCAAAGCCCAAAGUUGGCGAAGAACCGAGAGGCGCAGCACAUCGACGCUUCUAUCAACGCCGGGACAAGAAACAAAGCGAGCUGAAGAAGGCCAGCAAGAGGCUGACCUGCCACAAGCGCUACAAGAUCCAGAAGAAGAUCAGAGAACACCACCGAAAAGUCAGGAAGGAGGCCAAAAAACGUGGACGCAAAAAGCCCAAGAAAGAUCCCGGUGUUCCCAGUGCCGCCCCAUUUAAGGAAAAGCUUCUGCGGGAAGCGGAGCAAAGAAAGCAGAGGCUUGAAAAACUAAAACAAAAGCAGAAGCUCAAUAGACAGAAAGAACAUGAAAAGAAGAGGAAGCUUGAAGCUAAAAAGAAUGCAGCCAAAAACAAGGAAAAAGCAGAGGGAAAGGUAGGUGAAUCCUCCGGCAAAUCUAAAGCAAAGACUAAUAAACUGCUGGAUAAAAAUUCAAAGAAAUCAUUCUGCAGGGAGCUCAAGAAGGUGCUUGAGGCCUCAGAUGUGGUUCUAGAGGUUUUAGAUGCAAGAGAUCCAAUGGGCUGCCGGUGUCCUCAACUGGAGCAAGCUGUGACUUGCUCUGGAGACAAAAAGCUGCUGUUGGUACUGAACAAAAUUGAUCUAGUGCCAAAGGAGAACUUAGAGAAAUGGUUGAAUUAUUUGAAGAAGGAAUUUCCAACAGUUGCUUUUAAAUCUGUAACAUUGAUGAAGGACAGGACUAUGGUCACAAAAAGACGUGCACGUGUUGAUUUAUCAAGAACCACUGCAUGCUUUGGAAGCAAAUGCCUUUUGAAACUUCUUCAAGAGCAUGUCAAGACUCAAAACAAAGCCAUUCAAGUUGGGGUAGUAGGUUUCCCUAAUGUGGGAAAGAGCAGUAUCAUCAACACUCUUAAAGGAGUUCGUGCUUGCAAUGUUGGCCUGUCAAGAGGUGUUACCAAGUCCAUGCAAAUUGUGCACAUUGAUAAACAGACAAAGAUGUUAGACAGUCCAAGUAUAAUUGCAGAUCCUUCCAACAGCGCCCUGGCUCUGGCCUUGAGAAGUAUCAUAGACACUGAAGAAUCAGGCUCAGCAGAUGUGCUUGAAGGAGUGGAUGCCAUUCUGAAUCACUGCAGUAAGCAGCAGGUAAUGAUGCACUAUAGCAUCCCAGAUUACAGGGACACUGAAGAGUUUUUAACUUUACUUGCCAAGAAACGGCGUAUGCUGAAAAAGGGAGGUGUUCCUGACAUAGAGAAUGUAGCUAAGUUACUGCUUUGUGACUGGACAGGUCCAGCAAGCAGCAUCAUUUUCCAGUCAGCUGGUAUGGCGAAUGGGACAAUAGAGGAAAAUGAAGUGAUAGAGCAGGCAUCACAAUGGCAAAACAUGGACAUAAGCAAGGAGGAGGAGGACGAAGAAGAAGAGGAGGACUUCACAGAAAGUGAUGAUGAUCAAGAUGAUGUGGAAGAAGAAAAUAAUGUCAAAGAGAGUGACCAUUCCAAUUCACUAUCACUCAACUUGGAUAAGACAGCAGAUGAAGAUGAUGCCUACGAUUUUAAUACAGACUAUGUGUAA
This is a messenger RNA of Opisthocomus hoazin, 1659 nucleotides long. The record is from RefSeq and is a predicted model, not a curated record. NCBI's taxonomy places the organism in Eukaryota, Metazoa, Chordata, Aves, Opisthocomiformes, Opisthocomidae.